CCUGACGACCGGUGACGACAUUGUCGGUAUAAUAUAUUACAUCGUAGACUUUUUUUUUGUUAAUAGGUUGUGUACAUAGAAAUAAUGAUAAUGUCGCCGAUUAUGAUUUAGUUUAAUCCUAUACCGCUGCCGCCACAGCGACCGAAGCGAAGACCGCAUCGGUGUCCGACAACAUAAUACUUCCUCUAUAUAUAUUAUAUAUAUCAUUAAAAUUUACGAAUACAUCGCUAUAGACAUCGGGUAAUCACGACAACCACGAAGACGAUAUUAUGGAAGUUUUUAGUUUCGUAUCACUAGCAUUAUUUGCCAUUGGAUCAACUGCAAUUCUCCUGCCAAACAGUUACAGGAAACCGUGGACCGAUAAUGAAAAUCAUUUUUUCGGAGGAAAGAAAUGGGUGGUUUUGGUAGCCGGUUCGGAUGGAUGGAAUAAUUACAGACAUCAGGCGGAUAUAUGUCAUGCAUACCAAAUAAUUCGAGGAAACGGAAUACCUAAAGAAAAUAUUAUUACGAUGAUGGUGGAUGACAUUGCGUACAAUCCAAGGAAUCCAACGCCAGGAACGAUAAUUAAUCAACCCAACGGUACGGACGUGUACAAGGGAGUUGUUAUCGACUACAAAGGGACGGAUGUGAACAGUACCAACUUCUUAAAGAUCAUCACCGGAGACAAAAAGGCUAUGCAAUCCGUUGGAACUGGAAAAGUUAUUGAAGGAGGACCGAAUGAUAAAAUAUUCAUUAAUUUUGUCGAUCACGGUACAACAGGGAUAUUAGUUUUCCCAGAAGAUUAUUUGUACGCCGAUCAAUUGAACGAUGCUCUCAAAACUAUGCACGCAACUGCUAGUUAUAAAAUGGUGUUGUUGUACAUUGAAGCGUGUAAGGCGGGUUCUAUGUUUGAUGGGAUACUCCGUGACAACACAGAUGUUUUGGCUGUAACUGCAUCAGGACCCAGGGAAAAUUCUUAUGGAUGCUAUUGUAGAUCUCAAUCUGGACCAUACAAAACAUGUCUCGGAGAUUUGUUCAGCGUUACGUGGAUGGAAAACUUAGAUGCGACGGUAUUCGAUUCUUCUGCAAAAAAGAGAACCGUUUUCAACGACUUCAAGGAGGUGAGAACCAACGUCACCGAAAGCAACGUCAUGGUUUACGGUGAUUUCAAAACGGGUCACGAAAAGCUCUCCACGUUCAUAGGUUACAAUAACCACAAAGAACAUUCGCCAGCCAAACCAAAAAUGACCAAAACAAUUGAUUCAAAGAUCACAGUGUCCGGUAUAGAUGCACUCGAAGAUGCCGUGCAACAACAAUUGGCGAACCACGAGUUGCCAGUUUCGGAGAGACACCGUUUGUCAACUGAAUUACGCCGGAACAACGAAAUGAGGUUAAUCAUCGACAGAGCACUCCGGAAAAUUUACUCGAUGGUUGCGAAGGCUAGACCGGAAAUCAUGAGUAAAGUCGGUAACUUUGAUAAACCAAAUCAUCUUGACCUUUCGUUGGACAUGUUUCCGUGUUACAGAAGUAUUCUAAAUAAAAUCACAGAGAGCUGUUUUUCUUUACCACGGAAUCCCUACGCUUUGGAUCGGUUGACGAUUUUCGCAAACAUGUGUGUCGUCGAUAAACACAUACACCUGAUGGUCGAAAAAUUUGUCGGUGCAUCGUGUUCAAAUAUUCCAAAACUGCAUAGUAUACUGAACGUAUAUUAAAUUCGUGGCAUAUACGUUGCAGUAAUUCACCUACAUGACAAUUAUGCGUAUAAAUAGAUUUAUAAUCAGUAUAUAAAAUAAAAACAUAAUAAAAAUUGUAAUACAAAAUUAUAAAUUAUAAUAAUAUAGUAUUUUCAAUUUGUAA
Molecule: messenger RNA, 1836 nt
Organism: Aphis gossypii (cotton aphid)
Lineage: Eukaryota; Metazoa; Arthropoda; Insecta; Hemiptera; Aphididae
Product: legumain-like
Exons: 12
Coding region: 270-1691 (473 amino acids)
Biological process (GO): vacuolar protein processing
Molecular function (GO): cysteine-type endopeptidase activity
Source: RefSeq, a predicted model, not a curated record